CGCCCCCUGCAAAGUCGGUUCCCCGGCGCGCGUGGAUCCAUCCUAUGGACCGCACGUGUGAGGAGAGUCCCGUAGAGGACUCAAGCAAUGAAGAGGACGAGCUUGACUCCACGAAGGCAGCACCCCGGAUCCAUGAUACCCCAGAAGACAUCGUGUUGGAAGCGCCAGCCAGUGGCCUGGCGUUCCACCCGACCAGAGACCUGUUGGCAGCUGGGGACGUGGACGGGGACGUGUUUGUCUUUUCCUACUCUUGUCAGGAGGGAGAAACCAAAGAACUCUGGUCCUCAGGACACCACCUCAAGUCCUGCCGAGCUGUCCUCUUCUCAGAGGAUGGGCAGAAACUUGUUACUGUCUCUAAGGACAAAGCAAUCCACAUAUUAGAUGUCGAACAGGGACAGCUGGAAAGACGGAUUUCCAAGGCUCACGGUGCUCCCAUUAACAGCCUGCUGCUCGUGGACGAGAAUGUCCUCGUGACUGGGGAUGACACGGGUGGCAUCCGGCUGUGGGACCAGCGUAAGGAGGGCCCUUUAAUGGAUAUGCGGCAGCAUGAGGAGUACAUCGCUGACAUGGCUCUGGACCCAGCCAAAAAGCUGCUGCUCACAGCCAGUGGAGAUGGCUGCCUCGGGGUCUUCAACAUCAGGAGACGCCGGUUUGAGUUACUCUCAGAGCCUCAGUCGGGCGAUCUAACCUCCGUCACCCUCAUGAAAUAUGGGAAGAAGGUGGCCUGUGGAUCCAGUGAAGGUACCAUCUACCUCUUCAACUGGAAUGGUUUUGGGGCUACCAGUGACCGCUUUGCCCUGAGAGCGGAGUCCAUCGACUGUAUGGUUCCAGUCACCGAGAGUCUGCUGUGCACUGGGUCCACAGAUGGAAUCAUCAGGGCUGUGAACAUCCUGCCAAACCGAGUGGUAGGCACCGUGGGCCAGCAUGCUGGGGAGCCUGUGGAGGAGCUAGCCCUAUCCCAUUGUGGCCGCUUUUUGGCCAGUAGUGGCCACGACCAACGCCUCAAGUUUUGGGACAUGGCUCAGCUUCGGACUGUGGUUGUGAAUGACUACCGGCGACGCAAGAAAAAAGGGGGGCCCCUUCGUGCCCUGAGCAGUAAGGCCUGGAGCACUGAUGACUUCUUUGCGGGGUUGAGAGAAGAUGGAGAAGAUGCCAAGGCGCCAGAGGAGGCGGUGAAGGAGAGCGAUGAUGACAGUGACUGAAGGCAUGAGCACAGGACAAGGAGCGUAUUUUCUGGGACAGAAUCCCUAAAGAGAAAAAAAUUUUUUUGAUGCUGUAGAUUGAACCUACUACGUUGAACACAAUAAGCUU
Messenger RNA from Acomys russatus (golden spiny mouse), 1311 nucleotides. It is a transcript of the gene Wdr55, whose product is annotated as WD repeat domain 55. The record is from RefSeq and is a predicted model, not a curated record. Gene Ontology annotation, molecular function: protein binding. NCBI's taxonomy places the organism in Eukaryota, Metazoa, Chordata, Mammalia, Rodentia, Muridae. Bases 45 to 1202 code for a protein of 385 amino acids. The transcript is spliced from 7 exons.